This is a messenger RNA of Auxenochlorella protothecoides, 471 nucleotides long. Its product is annotated as DnaJ-like protein MG002-like protein. Bases 1 to 471 code for a protein of 156 amino acids. The transcript has 2 exons. The record is from RefSeq and is a predicted model, not a curated record. Lineage: Eukaryota; Viridiplantae; Chlorophyta; Trebouxiophyceae; Chlorellales; Chlorellaceae.
AUGCAUUCGCCCUCCCUCUACGAUGCACUUGGCGUGCCCGCCACCGCCAGCCUCAGCGAGAUCCGGGCCGCCUACAAGGCUCUGGCCUUCAAGUGCCACCCGGACAUCAACCCCUCCGCGGGGAAGGCCGGGCACCGCGAGUUUGUGGCGGCCACGGAGGCCUUCCAGAUCCUGAGGGACGGGGCCAAGCGCGCGGAGUACGAUCGCGUGCUCGCCUUCCAGCGGGCGACGGAGGCGCUGCAGGCAGGGAAGCCCUGGGACGCGUCCCACGGAGCGGGCCCCACCCCCUGGGGCUGGGAGGGGCCGCCCCGGCCUGCGGGUCGGGCCGCUCAGCGCGAACCCCUGGACGACACGCACGGCGGCGUGGCGCGCCAGGACGUGGCGGUUGCGGUGGCCUUCCUGGCGGGGAGCGUCGCGCUGGCGGUGCAGUGGAAGGCGUACCUGGCCGCGCCAGGGGAGCGCACCCCCUGA